AUGGUUACAAGAGAUACUGAAAAUAAGAGCGAAAUUGCCAUUAAACCAUUAAUUAACCAAAUUGGAUUUCGACAACAUCAUAUCAUCCAACCACCAACAGCCAAGAUUAAUCUUAAUCAUUCAACCCAAAAAAUUAAAGACAGUCAAGAACAAAAACAGUUUGUUGAAAAAGAUGAUGAAUCAAUUGAAAAAGAAUUAGUUAAAUUGGAAAUUAAACCAAGUAAUGCGUUUGAAUUAAUCCAAUUAACAGAUGAUGAAAUAAUAUCUAAACAACCUGAAAUUUAUCUAUCUUCAAAUAAAAAUAAAGAUUCAAAUGAUUUUCUAAUAAAAAAUACCAAUGAUGUUGUUUUAGAAAGUCAAACUCAAUUUGAUGAACAAAUAGAAGACAUUGAUCAAUAUGAAAAAGAUCAUUUCUUAAUGAGGUAUGAACCAAAAAAUAUUAAAGAAAUAACUGAUAACUUAUUUAAAAGUGAAAAGGACUUACAAAUUGCACCAGAUUUACUUCAAAAACAAGUUCAUAUUACUGCAGUUACACGUAAUAUUUUACUUGAUUGGUUAUUUCUUGUUUCACAAGAUGAAUUUGCAACAACAAUAGAAACAUAUUUACUCACUGUUGCAACAUUUGAUGAUUUUAUUUCUCGCAAAACAACUAUCCCUAAGUUUGUUCAAUUAGUUGGUGUUGCUUGUCUUCAUUUAUGUGUUAAAUUUCAAGAAAUCUCAUACCCAAAUGUUGAUGAAUUUAUUAUUAUUAGUAGAGGAGCAUAUACAAAAAACCAAUUAUUAGAGAUGGAGAGAGUGAUUUGUAAAACAAUUGAUUUCAGAUUUGUUCGUCCGUUAUCAAUUGAAUUUUUGAGAAGAUUUGAUAAGGCAGCAAAUGCAGAUGAAAUUGAACAUACUCUUGGAAAGUAUUUAAUUUUAAUUGCUACAUUAGACCAAAAAAUGAUUCAAUGUCUUCCAUCUCAAAUUGCAGCAGCCGCUGUUUAUUUUCAGAGAAGAAUCAAUAAUACUGUUCCUUAUUGGGAUAAAACACUUAUUAAAUACUCAACAUAUACUGAAAAAGAUAUUCUUCCUAUUGCUCAAUUAAUGAGAACACAUUAUUUAUUCCAACAAUCAAGAACAAACCAAUAUAAAGAAAUGUUUAAAAUGUUUUCAAGUAGUGUUAAUCACGCAGUCUCACAAAUUCCUUUCAUUCCAGAAUUUUAA
This is a messenger RNA of Entamoeba nuttalli P19, 1203 nucleotides long. Its product is annotated as cyclin, N-terminal domain containing protein. Gene Ontology annotation, cellular component: cyclin-dependent protein kinase holoenzyme complex; nucleus; centrosome. The record is from RefSeq and is a predicted model, not a curated record. The coding region runs from base 1 to 1203 and encodes 400 amino acids. Gene Ontology annotation, biological process: mitotic cell cycle phase transition; regulation of cyclin-dependent protein serine/threonine kinase activity. Gene Ontology annotation, molecular function: cyclin-dependent protein serine/threonine kinase regulator activity. NCBI's taxonomy places the organism in Eukaryota, Evosea, Mastigamoebida, Endamoebidae. The transcript is spliced from 3 exons.